Molecule: messenger RNA, 7197 nt
Organism: Gymnodraco acuticeps
Lineage: Eukaryota; Metazoa; Chordata; Actinopteri; Perciformes; Bathydraconidae
Gene: tspan9a
Product: tetraspanin 9a
Exons: 7
Coding region: 678-1703 (341 amino acids)
Cellular component (GO): membrane
Source: RefSeq, a predicted model, not a curated record
GUGGGGAUAGGGAUUGCCCGUUGGUUGCGUCUGCCGAUAAUAGCACAUCAGCUGGAGUGCUGCUAUUGGGAGAGCAGAGCGCAGGCAGUGCAGAGGACUGAGCCGCUGAGCACAGAAUUGCACUCUACAGAAGACAGGCACGCUCAGACACAGAGAGACAGAAUAAAGGAAGAGCAGAGCGCAUCAGAGAAGAGGAGGACAGAGGAAGAGAAGAGCAUUGGAGAGAGGACAGGAACAAAAGUUGCCAGGUUCAGCAAGAGAACAUUGAAGUGGAGCAGCUGAGACUCACCGGGGUGUCUCUUUCUCAGGAGGAGAGUGAUAUUACAAGAGGGGAUUGAGGGAGGACUGAAACUUGUUCACGGACAGACAGACAUCUGAUAGGCGAGGGUAAUGCUCAUUAAAGGACUCUUCUGCACAUCUACUAUCACAGCAAGAAAGCAGCAGGAAGCACUUAAGCCUCACAAAGGUGCCGGAUAUGUGCAGUUCCACUCACUUCUUUACUGAAGACUUUCUUACCCCAACUGUGACUUGAGGUGGAUGUAGUUGUGUCUUUUGGGGGUUUUCAUCAUUUUUUUGCAUCAGAGUGUGAGACUCGGAGGUGUUCUGUCCUGUAAUCCCUGAGACUAUGGUAGACUGUGCGUCAAGGAGCUCUUCAUCAGCAGCUGCAGCCCUAGAGCAUGGAGAAGUCCAGCAGUGAGGAGUCAGCCAUUCACCGUAGCCCCUCCGUAGAUAGCCGUGACUCUGAUUUUGCUCAAGCCUCCACGUCUGGCCGUCCCUUUGGCGGCCGCGGCUUCACUGCCGGCGCAUUCUACGGCUCCACGGGGCCGCGCAAAGACGCACAGCAGGCACAGGCUGGAGCGACAGCUGACAACAGCGCAGGAGACAAGACCAACAACAAGUACACCUCGCCAAAAGGCAGCAAAUACGUGGUGUUUUACCUGGAUCUAUCCUUUGUAUUCCUUUUAGAAUUCAAGAAGUGCAACAUGGCAAGAGGCUGCCUCUGCUGCUUGAAGUAUAUGAUGUUCAUCUUCAACCUCAUCUUCUGGUUAUGUGGCUGCGGGCUGCUGGGCGUGGGCAUCUGGCUCUCUGUGUCGCAGGGCAGCUUCGCCACCUUCUCGCCCUCAUUCCCCUCACUGUCCGCUGCCAAUAUGGUCAUCGCCAUCGGAGCCAUCGUCAUGGUAACGGGCUUUCUCGGCUGCCUGGGUGCCAUCAAGGAGAACAAGUGCCUGCUUCUGAGCUUCUUCAUUGUCCUGCUGAUAAUCCUCCUGGCAGAGCUGAUACUGCUCAUCCUGUUCUUCGUGUACUCAGAUAAGGUGAGUGAGAACGCCAAGCAGGAUCUGAAGGACGGUCUGGCUCUCUACAACUCAGAGAACAACAUCGGCCUGCGAAAUGCCUGGAACAUCAUCCAGGCAGAGUGGAAGUGCUGUGGUGUGAUAGCAUACAGCGACUGGCACGAGGCCCUGAAGGAGAAGGUGGUUCCUGACCGCUGCUGCCAGGAGCAUUACCAGAACUGUGGGCAAAACUCCACAAACAUGUUCUGGAACAGGGGCUGUUUCGAGAAAGUGGAGGAAUGGCUGGAUGAUAACAAGCACAUGCUGGGAACCAUAGGCAUGGUCAUCUUGGUCGUGCAGCUCCUGGGCAUGGCGUUCUCCAUGACGCUGUUCCACCACAUCCACAGAACGGGGAAGAAGUACGAUGCUUAGCCUUCGGGGAAGGCACCCAAUGGAGAGGAGCCCCACUGCCUGGUGGGAUAAGACUCUGAAUUAAACACCCCUGCCCCCCUCACUUUACAACCUCUUUAGAGCAUUCUUUGCCCCCCCCCCCCCUUACCAGACCUUCUGUACAGAUUCCAGCUGUGUCCCCUCUACAUUCUCCUCACCAUCCAUUUUGCCAAAGAGUAACACAACUGGAGGAGAAGGGACACCUACGUUUGGCAAGGAAGAGUAUCCCAUUGGUUGUCACUCCUCUUGAGUACUUUUCAUUUCUUUUUUUUGCUUGGACUAACAUUUUGCUGGAAGGAAGGAUGGACUUUGAGACAAUGAAGACUUUACAAAUGCCCUAACGCCCCGUGGCAAAGACAACAUAUGAAACUGAUGAUACCCUCUGCCUCUUGUGGAGUUUCCUCAUGUUGAUAAAAGUCAAGCCCCGUUUUCACUUGUAAAUGAGAAAAAGUUCCAACAUGGCAUGCUAGUUUUCUACUUUACUGAUUUAACGGAGUUGUCAAAAUGUCUUCUUUUUUUGUAUGUCAUGGAUUCUCCUGUGGAAGUGUUGAACAGAUCAGUGCAAUCAGCUCUCAGAUGUGUGUGUGUGGGGUUCAGUUUGACGUGACGCUGCUGUGGAGGGGCAUAGACGUGUGGGGACGAUGUUUAAUGUUAUCCAUUAUUCAUAUUUUUUUCAUUUGGCUAUAGAGAGUUUGGGUAAAUGGAGCUUGAUUGAAGAAAGUCGUGUGUAAGCGUGAAAUCCUCAGUGGGUUAUUUAUGCACCAACUUCUACAGUAUCCCCUGAAUAAUACAUUGUAAUGCACACAUUUUUCUACGAACACACACUUUACGCUGCCACACAGCGAAAGUAGUCCCAUUUCCUAUGAGUCGAUACAAAUGGUGUAAAAUGACUGUUUAUUAGGGCUCUACACUGUCAAGUGUAUAGAUCUGGUUGAUGUAGUUUCCCCUUGGAGAAAACACACACGGUGUGUGUGUGUGUGUGUGUGUGUGUGUGUGUGUGUGUGUGUGUGUGUGUGUGUGUGUGUGUGUGUGUGUGUGUGUGUGUGGUGUGUGUGUGUUGGUGUGUGUGUGUGUGUGUGUGUGUGUGUGUGUGUGUGUGUGUGUGUGGUGUGUGUGUGUGUGUGUGUGUGUGUGUGUGGGAAUGAGCUUUAUCACAUUGUUCAAUUUGCAGAGGAAAAAAAAAAAACCCGGCACAUAGAAACACACAGCAAAUCAAGGGCACCAGGGGCAAAAGUGUAGCAGACAUGUUGUCUCCCUGCUACCAUCAAUUGUGUUAGCGCAGGCGGCUAGAGACCCUCUCUCCUAUAUUUUUUUGCGAUUUCAUCCAUUUGCUCUGCCCUGCUCACUCUCCCUCUCUCUUUGGCUGUCAAAUCCCCCAUUGCCUCAAUUAUUUUAUUUUUCACCCCAAUUUUCUCCCCACAUGUCAGAAACAAUGAUCUCUAUGCUCCAUAAGUGCACACACAAUUUCUCUGCUGACAUUCCAGCUCAUCACGCAGUUGCUUUGGUUCAGAACCUCCUUGAUUUCACGUUAGCUUCUGUUUCCUGCAGCCACAGUUGAGGGAGUGUAGGAGGAUCAAAGCUAAGAAAGAUAGGUGCAACAUGCUCGAUGUGUCUGUUUACCGCUGAUUCGCUGCAGGAGGCCUGAACAUCAGCCGGCUUCUUAAAGACUGAAAAUACUUCAUCUCCUGCGGUGACUUAGAGAAAAGGCCCUUCAAGCUUAUCUGCUUUAAGCGUCAAACAUUUUAUGAGUGUGUGUAAAAUACUUAAUUGUUAACGGAUCAUUUUAGGUUUUUAGGCUUCAUUUGGUUAUGAAUGGUUGCUAUCAGUUAUAAAACAAUUUCAACAAUGUGGCAAGAAUGUUAACUAGGAUAGCUACCUAUUUAUUCAACAGCAAUUGAGUGCUAAACUAUAUCCUUCUACAGCAACAGGUUAAAGUUGAACCAGCCGUUUACAGUACAUCUGGAUAAUCUAGGAGUUAAACGGUGUGACUGCUCAUGUUCUUGAGGCUGAUAAUCAGAUUGAAUAGGCUUUUUUACAGAAGAAAUUCGGAGGUAAAAAAAGCAUAGGUGUAACUAAUACAAAUUAAACGUGGCUGAAUUCCAUUUAGAUACUUUGAUUUCAGGUUCCUGGUAUCACGCACAAGCCCGGAAAGUGCACCAGGAUGCGAAGCAAAGAUUUGUUUAGUGGCUAAAUGUUGCAUGGUAACACAACUUCAGUCUGUGGGUCAUUGGGGCCGAACACACUUUUUCCCAGUGACAUUCAUUGGGAAAGAGAUGUCUGUAAAACAGCGGAUAUUUAUUCUUUUGAAUAAAUUAAGUACCCAGUGCAAAAACUUUUAAAGCCCUUACUUAAAUCAUAAGGGUGUAAAAGUUGUAAAAUGUGCUCAAAGCCAAAUCCAGAGCUAUUUUCUCUCUCCAUUCAAUUGACUAAAACGAAAUUGGACAGGACAGAUUGUGUUCAUAUUAUAACUGACUGUUGCCUUCAGUCAGUGACAUGUCAAGCUAAUGUGACAUUGUCAUAUUCUCAUAAACACUUUUUGGAGCAGCUGUUGGGGUUGACUAAUUAGAUUAAAUCCAGUGUAGUCAUUUUGGAGGGCACUUUGUGGUGCAAAUAUAUUUCAUACUCGGAAUUAAAAUAUGUGCACAAUAUAUCAGACAGGGAGUGUUCUGUUUGGACACAGCCUUUUCAGGCUUUAGCACAGGAAGACCUCCCCAUUGCUCUGAAAUAAGAGGAUCAUUUGUUUGCUGCUGUUUGAAAUGGAGUAGGGAAAUCAUUGGGACCACAUGUGACUGCAGUAUCAAUUGUAACUGUUGUUGCUUUGGAUAAAGCCUUGGAAACAUGAGCUACCAGGUGACACAGCAUUACCCACCAACAGUUAUUCCAGUUGAGCAGCCUGUUUGCCUCAAGACUAGAGCAUCACCUGAAGUCCUUCUGAACAGGUAUUUCUUUAUUUUCUUGAUAAUGACUUAAUCUGAGAGACACCGUUUCAGUAGGAGGUUUGUGCAUCAGAAGGCAACAUAUUUGGGCCGCCAUGUGCAGCGACCCUGCUGGCUGUGAUUCACUGCCAUCCCCCAUAUGCUUCGCCUCUUCUUGUUGUGUCCACGGGGGGAACAUGACAGCUGCUGAUGUACAGCGCAGGCACGAGUGGUCACAUCGCCUCGGCUUGGCUGCCUCCACAAACUCUCUGCACAUCCCAUAUUUACUGCAGACACCCGGCACUACAUAUACAGUAACUGGCAGUAUGGACACUGUGGAAAUACAGCUGUGCUCUUUAGACGCCUGGAGGCAGCUGCAUCCUACACGCUGCGGGGGGUAUUGGAGAAAAUAGCUAUAUCAAGUUUUGUAAAUCAUUGUAACCCUAGCCUAACUGCAGCCAAUAUGGAUAUGGACGCCGCUUUUAGAGAAAAUAGGAGAUACAAAAUAGGGGGAUGAAACAACUCCAGUGUCUGUCUCCAGCUCUGACGUCAUACUUCAGAGACCCAGCCAGUACCCCCCCCCCCCCCCCCCCCAGACUGAUCUGACUGUGCUGACAUUUUCUUCGCCCGUGAUCUAAACUCCCUCACAGCUCUGCCGCUGUCGACUACAUUUCAUGGUUUUUGUCCGAGAGAAUGUUCCUUCAUGUUUUUAGAGUACAGGGAUGAAUGCCAUUGUAACAGAAGCUGUUUAAUGAUGUUAUUUGUUGUACACUGUUUAAAUGUCUGUUUUUAUACAAUAUACUGUUGAAUUUUCUGUUGUUGUCCAUUUUAAAUGGCUUUUAUUAUUAUAUUUUUUUUCAUUCAUGACAGAGGUUCGUCGUCGCUCAUUGUAAGAACAUGACACCAUUAAGCAUUUGUUUCUUAGAGGAUUAGUCUUUGCGCUGUCCCUCUACAAGGUGCAAAAAAACGCCUUUCUGUCUUAACAUCUCUUCAGGCAGUUAGAGCAAUUAAGUCAGAAUUGAUAAAGACGGGAAAUUUGGCAUUUAGCAUUGGGUGUGAAGCCCACAAAAGACGUACUGCACGCUUGUCGCAGGGCUUUUCUGUAAUAAGACCUAGUUUAAUUAAAUUUAGACGGGUUGGUAUAAUCUGCAGUAUGUCUUUAAAACUGCCAGUGUAAGACCUAUUUUGUAUUUCUAGAGCAUGAUAUAUUAGAUGACACUGUACAACACAGAGCCCAUGUCACUACCGUAUAUCAGCCCCGGAUGUAAAUAUGCUAAUUUUACAACUGAUGUAAUUUACUGUUAUACUUUAACUCUGACACUUGUAAUCACAUUUACAUUGACAGUUAUAUUUCCAUUGUGAAUUGCCUAACAACCCGUGCUCUUUUCCGCUCAUCAACAGACAUGUUUUCCACUUAUGUUAUCCAUUUUCUCAUGUGUCAUAUCUUUCCUCUGAAGUGCAGCAGCAAUGUCAAUAUGUGUAUGGUUUUCAUAUUUGAUUUGCAUCUUGUAGUAAGACAUGUUUCUGUCUGUGUUUUUGGAAAGAGUAUAAAGUAUUCCCUCUUAUCCAUGGAAGCACCCCCAGUAAGCCACAGAGCUGGUGAAGGAAGAAUGCACACGCAGUAAUUGGGUUUUGUCUGCUGUGAAGAAUUUUGAGACAGAAACUAUUUUAUUUAUUUUUUGCCACAUCGACAUAUUAUUUCUGUAAUCUCCUCCUAAUCCUUCCUCCCCGUGCUAGAGCUGAAUAUCUGAGUAGUGGAAAUGUAUGCUCUGGAAAUGGUGUGUUUUAUGUUGUGUUCUGCUGGGUGGCACUAUCUGAUACCUGCCAGUUUGUCCUGUGGAGUUUUCUGCUACAUGUGAAAGCACUCUGAAAAUAUCUAUACCAGGUGGACUACCUUCUCUUUAUUCUCUAAAUCAACUAUUUUUAAAUAAAGAAAAAGAGUGUCACAAAAUCCUGCCAUACAGUACGCUCAUUGCUUUUCAUGUUUAAUGACUCGAUGCUUAUAAUGUGUUCCCUUUUUUAUGUAGCUGUCAAUUAUUUAGGCAGCGUUUAAAAAGAGUUUGAGGCUGAAUUCUCGGGGCGAUUUGAAGACAGGACUUGGUAUGAAGAGCAAUGUGAAACGGCGUCACAUCAGAUUCCAUGGUGUAUUCAAAGACAUUGUAGCAUUGUGUCCUUCAAAGGCCUCUUUUUUAUAGAAUAACUAGACCUGAUGGGACUGUUGUCCUAAAGACGCUGAGAUGAGCUAAUGGUAGUCAGCCCGUGGAGCAGAGUUUGUUUUUUAAAGAACAAAGGAAGAUGAUGAAAGUAGGAACCAUCUCCAAUUUGUUUCUACGGCAUAGAGAGAGCUGCAGAGUAUUUUUGUACGAAGCUUUAUCCCUUUUUUAACCUAAUUGUUAUCAGACCCAUGUGUGAUAGUGAGUUGAGUUUAUUGUGCCAUUUCAUCCUGGCUUUUUGUUUUACAUCAGUUACUUCUAUGCAAAAAUAUGACCUAUUUUAGCCUUUGUACAGAUUAUUUUGUAUGAGUAACAUGUACUGAAAUAAAGUAAACAAUCAACCGUGGA